Psammomys obesus (fat sand rat) is the source of this 3861-nucleotide messenger RNA. It is a transcript of the gene Pcare, whose product is annotated as photoreceptor cilium actin regulator. The record is from RefSeq and is a predicted model, not a curated record. The transcript has 2 exons. Bases 1 to 3861 code for a protein of 1286 amino acids. Gene Ontology annotation, biological process: protein localization to photoreceptor outer segment; photoreceptor cell outer segment organization. Gene Ontology annotation, cellular component: photoreceptor outer segment; photoreceptor inner segment. NCBI's taxonomy places the organism in Eukaryota, Metazoa, Chordata, Mammalia, Rodentia, Muridae.
AUGGGGUGCACACCCUCACACAACGCCAUUGUCAACAGCUUUGCCAAGAGUGGCAUCCAGUUUUUUAAAAAGCCCAGAGCAAUUUUGCCAGGAUGUCAGGAGGGCAGCCAGAAAGGUCCCAUUCCUUUGCUGGUUCAAAGUUCCACCUUCUGUGACCCUGGCGGGGAGAUGUACCUGGGAGAGAGGCUAGCAGAGGAGACGGCAAAUUCCAAGAAGCUCCAUACCAUGGCUGUAAGACUUUCUCAGCUCACAAAAGAUAUGAAAGGACCAAUUCCAGAGAGCCAAACCUUCCAGAUGAACAAAUCCCAAAGCCGCACAGCUACGGAUAUUUCAUUCGGGACAGAAGGCUUCCAUGGGCUACAAGAUGUAGAUUUUUCUGGGAAAGAGAGUAAGGAAAACAUUCUUCAGGAGACCUCAAAAGGGGACAGAAAGCCAGCAUGCCAUCAGUCAGAUGACCAGGACCAUUGCUGCCAAACUGCCCCUGAGUCAAAAGGCAAAGUGGACUUCCCUGAGCCCAUGGUAAAGGCCCACCAGCAUGCUUAUGCCUAUCUGCACACCAGCCUCUCCAGAUACGAAGCAAUCCUGUACCUCAUCCAACGAGCCAGCCAGACCCAGGAGCUGUUGCGGCCCAUGCUCAGCUUCCUGUUGCUGUGUUUCGAGGAGGUCAGCCAGCUUCUAGGAGAAAUCUCCAAAGAUGGAGAGCUGCUCCUCCAGGAAGUCAGAGGGGAUCUGGCCUGGCCAUCGAGGAAAGGCGAGCCCUGGGAACAGCCAGACCUCCUGCAACAGCUGCUGCAGUACACAAUCAACCAGCUGCAGGCAGUCCACAGCACAGUGUCCACCCUUACUGGGAGCUUUCUGGAGGGCUCCAGCAGCUACUUCAGCUCCACUGCUGGCCAGCUGGAAGGUAAGCUGAGCACCAAGAGAGGUAUAGAUGAAUGCCUCCUAAGGGCCCUGGGACAACUAGAGAGCCUGACCAGUGGUCACGGUGACCCUGGGCUGCUGGGCCCACCCUUAUGUUCUGAGGACAGCGGCAUUGGUGCUGACAAUGAGUCUGUGCAGUCCACGGAGAAGCUGGGCAAGCGAGCAAGCUGGGACUUUGUAGCGGAGCCUGGAGAAUGGAAGCCAGGGACUGCAGCCCAAGUAGAGGCCAUACCAUCGGGGCAUCCCCGGCAGAAAGGUCCAUACUGGACAGGUUCAGAUGGACUCCAGGACUGUCCACUGUCGAGUCCUAGGAUAGCAAAGGUUCAACCUGCUGUACAGGAUGAAGCCAGGGGCUCGAGGGCCUCCGGUGUAGGCCCAGAUGCAGUCACCUCCAGGCCUCCAGAGGCUGCCAAAAGCAUUCUGUGGGACUCGCUGGGGUCUGAGAUCCCUGUGCAAACACAUCUUUCUCAAAGCUCUGGGUUAAUGGAUGCUGUGUCCCUGAGUGAAGAUGAGGACAGCAGCCUGGAGGAGGAAGAUGAAGUUAGCAGCACGGAUCUGCCUGCUGAACCACAGAAAGCACUACCUUCAAGACCAAGGUCCUCACCCGCUGCCCGGGAAAGCCUGUUUCAGCCGUACUCCAGGAAGCUUAGGAGCCCCCAGGCCCAGGAAAUGAUUUUGAAGAUGAAAGAGGCCAUCAGCGAAAGGAUCAAGUUUGUCCCUUUGCCUUCCAGGCCCCAGGACUGGGCUGAGGAGGAGGAGGAAGGGAGAGCAAUGGUCCCUCCAAGACCUAGAUCAGUCAGUGGCAGCAGGUGGAGCCCUGUGAGGCAACAGAGGUCACAAUCAGAGGGAUCCCUUCAGAGCCCUGUGGAAGACCCCACCCUCCAGGAGCUGAGGAGGGUCCAGGCAGACCUCAGUCAGAGGCUGGAGGUAUUUUAUGCCCUGGGCGCCACACGGCAGGGGAGGAGCUCAGAACAACACCUGCCAUCCAGGCCAUCGGUGCUGUGGCCCAACGCCAGCUGCAGGGUGAGUCCCAGUAGUCCCAUCAGUAAGUUCAAGGCCUCCCUCGCCAAAAACUUCAGCAUAUUGCCCAGUCAGGACAAGAGCAUCUUGCAACGAAGUAGUCCCCACUCUGACCAUGGCCAGCCCUGCCAGGGAAAGGCUGAGGAGCUGCCAAAUGCCGUCCUUUGUUUCGAGAACAGUAGGGCUCCCAGGGACACUGAAUGGGACGUCAGGGCCUGUCCCACCAGAACAUCCGUCAAGAAGCUUAUUGAAACCUUUAGUCCCACUGAGAGCCUGAGGAUGCCAAGGGACUCUAGGAACUUGGGACCAAGCCCCUGUCUCAGGAAGUGGGGGGUCCCUGCCAUGCCUCCCAGAUUUCCUAUAUAUAGAGGGCUAGCCCCUAUGUAUCCUAAGCCCCAAGUUUCUCCAGCCACAGGCAGAGAACCUCUCAAGGUGAACAUGGGCUGGAGGCCUUCUGCACCAUUCCCCUCUCUUCCUACAGCAGAAGCAUCUAAGAGUGAAGACACAGACUGUGAAACACAGGAGGACCUAGAGAACCUCCCUCCACCACCCCUGGAGAUCCUGAUGGACAGAUCAUUCACUGCUCUGGAGCACCCAGAGAGCAGCCAGCCAGCAGCAAGCUCCCAGGAAGAGACCCUGGUACCAGGGCUGCGAGAGGCUAGCCAUCCAAGAAAAACAUGGGCCUCCCCCAAGCUGAGAGCCUCUAUGAGUCCCAUGGAUUUGCUCCCCAGUAAAGGUACUGGCAGCUCCCCGAGGCUGCACAGCACAGGACCAGGGAACACCAGGAUUGUGGGCAAUUCCAGAAAGCUGACCUUGGACCUGAACUCCCAGAAAACAGUUAGGCCAAGCCCAGAGGCAGAGGGUGGGGCUCAGAUUCAGGCACAAGCAGAGAAUGGUGCAAACUUCUCCGAGCAUCACCAGAGGGUAAUUCCUCAGCACCACACCCACCCCACAGCUGGGCAAAGCAGGACCCUGGAACCCAGCCUGGCCAGACCUUCACGAGGUUCACAUUCUCCAGACGCAUCCAGGAAGGGUCCAGAGAGAAGCCCUCCAGUAAUCAGAAAAGCCUCUCCCCCGAGAGCACAGUGGGCACCCCAAGGGGACAGGAGGCUGCAGAGCCUGCCCUCCUCUCAUGGACUGUCCCAGCCGAGCCUCCCCGCUGUUCUCAGCUCUCCCAGCCCCCCUCUCAGUCACAGGACACUAAGCCCACCAGCCACAAGGAAACCAAUUUCCCCUCCCUACCAGCCCCUGCAACCCAACUCAGCCCCGGGGAGCCCUCCUGGCCAGCAGACAGAAGCAAACACCCCUUCUUCCGUGUCCCCUUCAUCACCUUCAGUGUCUCUCUCUCGGGGGUCCAAGAAGACGAAUCACUCCGAGGACAGUGAAGUUACCACAGCCAAAGCAUCCAGGAAUACCUGCUCAGUAGUCUGCCCAGCCACCUCUUCUCUGUUUGAAGCUAAAUCGUCACCGUCAACAUCCCAUCCACGGAUGCUACCAGAACCUUGGGGCCCUUUGAGGACCCAAACAGAAGGCUGGAGGGGCAGCUCGGGGCCACGACUGAGGUCAGAUUCACAGAGGAGAACGUCUCUGAGCGCCCUCAAUCCCCUUCCUUUUGUCCGAAGGUCAGCUUCAGCCCGCCAGCGCCAGCGGGGCGACCCCUUCCAGGGGCCCGGCUCCUCUUGGGAAUCCCAUCCCUGCCAAAGCAGCAGCAGCAGCAGCAGCAGUGAAGAGAACCCCAAGCAAGACCUCCCAUCUUGGCACGACUCCCGCUACACAGAGUGGCAGGGCAGUAGCACCAAGUGGGCAUCUCCUCUGCAGCUCUGUGUGCUGGGCCACGGGCUGCAGCCGGAAGCCCGUGCGAGCCGCAGCCAGGACAGAUCUCAGCCAGAGUCACAGCCCCAGCACAAGGAAGUGACGUGA